AUGAACCCAGCUGAACCUGGCAGUCCUAAUGCCACUGGGAAAGCUCUCAUCGUGGGCAAUGAAACAAUUACUGGUAAAUUAGUCAAUGAUGAACUAGGUAAAAAGUUGGAUAGAAUCAGCAACACUGAUGUCAGCAGCAACACCGAAGCUGGAAGCAUCACUAAUGUCAGCAGCAACACCGAAGCUGGAAGCAUCACUGAUGCUGACAGCAACACUGAUGCUGGCAGCAACACUGAUGCUGGCAGUAACACUGAUGUCAGCAGCAUCACUGAUGCUGGCAGCCACACAGAUGUCCGCAGCAACACUGAUGACAGCAGCAACACUGAUGUCAGCAGCAACAUUGAUGACAGCAGCAACACUGAUGUCAACAGCAACAGCAGCAACACUGAUUCUGGCAGACUCAUUGAUGUCAGCAGCAACACUGAUGAUCAACAUUGA
Procambarus clarkii (red swamp crayfish) is the source of this 438-nucleotide messenger RNA. NCBI's taxonomy places the organism in Eukaryota, Metazoa, Arthropoda, Malacostraca, Decapoda, Cambaridae. The record is from RefSeq and is a predicted model, not a curated record.